Molecule: messenger RNA, 3356 nt
Organism: Argiope bruennichi
Lineage: Eukaryota; Metazoa; Arthropoda; Arachnida; Araneae; Araneidae
Exons: 8
Coding region: 11-2929 (972 amino acids)
Source: RefSeq, a predicted model, not a curated record
CCAGACUGUCAUGUGGUGCUUUGGAACCAAGAACUACGCGCCCAUGAUGACGGAACAUCUCAACGGCCACACAGAGAAGCUUCAAAACGGCUUCCACGAAUUCACCAAUGGCUCCCUCUUAGACGUUAUGAACGGCCCCAGAAUAGAGGAUGAUCCAACAUCCAUCGACAAAGUCCCUCGCAAGAAGGUAUCUUUUCAUGAUGCCGUGACCGACAUCGACGGCGGGAACGAUGACCACGAAGAAAAAGAAGAUGCGCCCAGUCUGGAUGGAAUUCUUAAUGUGUCCGAAAAGAUAAGCUUCUUCAAUCAGACAACAAAGGCGAAGGCCAGCCUUGGCCAGCCGAGUUCGAUUCCGCAGGCGAGGCUCGCUUUUGUCACCGAAAUGGUCCAGAGCUCCUCUCCAGGAAACGAGUCGCGUGAGGAUCGAGAAGAAGAUAGAGAAGUGGCAUGCAGAGUGACCGAUACUCUCCCAGAAUCUGACAAUAUCUCGGUCAGUGAAGAAGCAACGGACAUGGCCACACAGGUUACCUUCAUGAAGAUUUUCGCGACGCCGAAGAAGACAGUCUCUGAAACUGUUGUCGACACGUCAUCCAUUUUGGAACAUAGAGAAGAGACACGAGAUUUUUGGGAAAAAAGAAUGAUGGCCGAUGACAACCAGUCUUCACCUUCUUCCACCAUCGUGGAGAAGUCCACCCUCACACAGCCAACGGAAGAAGGCAAAGAAGAAGCGGUUGUAAAAACCAAUAGCGAGGCCGAAACGAAGCAUGACCAUAAGAUGUCCAACGGUUUCGCCAAAUCAGUCGAAUGCAAUGGAACUGAAGAUGGUGAUGCCAAACCUGCUCAUGAAGAGGAAGUCAAAGCCCAUGAAAAUGAGACACAAGCCCCAGCUCAACGUGUAGAAGCAGAUCAUGACAACAACAACUGUAUAGAUUCUUUGGAACCCGUGAACACUGAUGACUACGUUGAAGAAAAGACUUACACUUCCGAACUUGAAACUUCACUUGUGAUGAAGCAGCCAGAAGAAAAUCCCACCAGCAAGGGGGAAGCUGACACUACACAAGUUACUGAGCAAACACCUGUUGAAGAAGUAAAAGAAAAGGAAAUUCUUGUUGAAUCUGAAACAGUUGUACCAGAAAUCAAGAGUGAAGAACAAGCUGACGCUGCUGUUAAAGGUGAAGAACAAGUUGAUGCUGCUAUUAAAGUUGAAGAACAUAUCGCUGCUGAUGCUGAAAAAACACCAGAAGUACAGGCAUCUUCUACUGAAAAGGAUACUUCAGAGAACGACAUUAAUUCCAUGUCUUUCGAAAAAGUAGAGUUACACGAAGAAGUUGUAACUUCCACGAGCAUAAUUACCACAGAAGAGGUUCACCACCAGGAGGAAGUGAAAGAAACUACAACCAUUUGUGAAAGUCAGCCAAAGAGCCUGGAGGUUGAGAAGAAUGCAAGUGAUGACGACGAUGGCUUUGUACGCGUUGAAGAGUGUUUACCAAAGGUUGAAACUACCGAAACGGAACCGGAGAGCUUUGUUGUUGUGGAACAGCAUGAAGUGAUCGAAAGUUCUAAGCAGGAAACAAAAGAAGACACAGUUUCGGCAGUUGUCGAGGAACAUCAGGUCACAACCACUAGUAGUGACCACGAUGAGCACUCCGCAUCCACACCACCUGCUUCAUCAUCCCCCGAACCUAAAUCGGAAGAAAAAGUCAGCCAUCCCGAGAUAGAACAGUUUGUGAAGUCUGGUGGCGUGAAACGCAUUCUGCCUGGAGUACAGAAAACGGAACAGCCUUACAGCACUUGCACUACGGAAACCAAGAUCGCCAUGGAAAUUCGAGAGAUGCGAGAACGAGAGGAAGAACUUCGUCUGAUGAGAGAACAGAACCUAUUAUCGCCUGUUGUAUCUCCUGUGCCCCCAAAGAGCCCUUCUCCCCGCAGCCCUUCUCCAGCCAUGAAAGAAGGAUCCAGUCCUACCCCACCCCCAGGAUGUGGAUACAAGGUCAGCAGCGUGUUUGGACACAAGGGCACAGUAUCCCCAGUUUCCCCGGUGGAGGAGGACAAGAAGUCCUUCAAGGGAUUCAACAAAGAAUCACAAGUGGAAAAGGAGAUCCGGCUAGCCAGAGAAAGGGAAGAGGAGCUAAGGAAUCAGAAAGGUUUGCCACCACGGGAGGAUGACAGCUAUGUGAAGCCCAGUCAGGUCAAGUCGUCUCAGGUGCGUGUGUUCGGCAAGAUGGCGGGCACCAGCAACACCUCAGUGAAGCAGGCGGCGACCGCCAAAAUCCAGAUGGAGAUCGAGGAGCAGACGCAAAGGGAAAUGGCCCUGCGGGAAUCCGGGUCCAUCAAAACCAUUUCUCAGGAGCGCACGGACGCCAAGGUCGCCAAGCUUAACGGCACUCCGCCCACCAAUGGUAAUGCCCAGCCCGUCUCCAACGGCAAUGGAUUCCAUAGCAACGGGCGUGCCUCUCCAGACGUGGCUCCUUACAAAAGAGGCAGUCCUUCCCCUACAGGUGGCCGCCCCGCCACUAUCUUCUCUCCUCAGUCUAAUGGCAAGGCCAACAUCAGCAUGCACAAGUUCAUCGCCAGCAAAGGCAAGGAGACCACCUUCACUGCCCCCAGGAAAGAGGAAAUCGUUCCUAAAGUAGUCCCUGCCGUCCCUCCUGCUAUGGUGAAGUUGAAGAGGAACGUCUCCGUCGAAUCCAAGAUCCAACAGGAGAUCCUCGAGAUGAAGCAGAGGGAAGAGGAGCUCAAGAAACUUCAUUCUAAUAGGAAUAGUGUUAGUUCUCAUUCGGAUGAUGAGAAGAACGAGAACGAAGUGAACCAGAAAAAUAAUUUAUUGGAAUAUGAAAAUGGAAAUGGAGUUCACGAAGAGGAGCUUAGCCCCCGUCAUAAUAAGCUGAUCGCCCAAUGGGAACAAAGGAUCCAAAAAGCCGAGAGUUGAACCCAGCGAAUAGACUCAGAAAUUUCGACUGAAAACUUUUUCCAAGUUGUGAUGUUGCCAGCUAUUGUGGGGAAAAACCGCGACUUUUCGUGGACUUAUAAUAAUAAGUGUCUUAAUACAAAGGAAUCGAACUGAUGUUUUUGUCUCCUGUGGUUAUUUUUAUACUGCAGCUAUCAUCACCUUAUAGUAUUCUUUUAUUAUUAUUCUUGCUAAAAUAUAUUGGAUAUGUGUACUUUUUAUCUAUGCAGAACUGUCUAUGAUAUAUGUAGAACAAAACAAAAAUUAUGCCUUUAAACUAGAUGCCUUUAACAUAAUUCAGGUAAUUAUGUGAAAUUAAUGUAAAAAAAAGAUAAUGACUUUGUAAUGAUAAUGUUACGAUGAACUGUACAUAUCAGACGAAAUAAAAAUUUAGUUUUCGUAGUGUAAA